Molecule: messenger RNA, 2100 nt
Organism: Eimeria maxima
Lineage: Eukaryota; Apicomplexa; Conoidasida; Eucoccidiorida; Eimeriidae
Exons: 1
Coding region: 1-2100 (699 amino acids)
Source: RefSeq, a predicted model, not a curated record
AUGAGGGAGCCGGUGGGAUGGCGGGUGUGCUGGGUGCUCCCCCUGCUGCGUCAGGCUCUCUGUGUUGCCACGGCAGAGGCUUCCAUUGGGCUCUCCUCCUCACGAAGUGCAUGGCUUUCAACCGGUGCUUCUCUUGCAAGUGAGUCAGUCUAUAGGGAGCAUGAUGCGACGCAGAGCGCAUCCUUCCUUGACUCUAGCCUUGAGGCCAUUGAUGCGAUUCCAGAAGAUGGUCGACCAGUGGGGUUCGUUGGAGUCGAUGUUGAAGCUGCUACCAACAAUCCUUUGUCAAACUCUAAACUUGGGGGCUACCGGACGUCGGCGGUGGCGACGGGGCUAGGAGCUGCCCUAGCGCUACUAUUUUGCUUGUUUUUGAUGGGAACAGGUGGGCAACGGCGCUCAGGACCAAGGGCAGAUGCGCUUGGAAAAACAGAUGCAAGGUUGCCUUUGGAUGCACCACGGGAAGGGGGCAUUUUUAUGCGAGCAGGAAAGGAGAGAGAUAAAUCACAACCAGGGAGCCCGCCGGAAGAGACGGAAAGGCGACUGGAGGAGGUGCGAAAGCUUCUUCCCGCAGCAUCACGGCUUGCCUCAGUAGUUGACUCCGACGAAACCCAGAUAUUACUGGCCAAGGUAAAGGAGAAUGUUGAGCACGCAUACCAGCUCAAGGGCAAAGUUUCGGAUGACCGAGAGCCGAACGACCGGCUUGACCGCGCAUUGGAAGCCCUACGCACCCUACAUCGAACUGCCAUUCUUCACGCAGAAGUGCUCAUAAAAACCGGAGGAGAAAUCCCUACGUUCUCUAUGCUGGAUUCAAGUGAAGAAUCAGUAGCGCGACUGACGGCGAUUGAGAAGGAUAUGGAAGAGGAGGGGGUGCUUACGUUCAUCAAGUACCUGCGCGUACUUGAUGAGAGCAUUUUAAAUAUAUGCCGAAAAUUCAGCGAAGCCCGAAACGAGAUUUCCACAGAACGAUAUUUUGUAGACGAAACUGAUGGAGAGGUGCUAGCUGCUCUUACAGAUAAAAUUGAGUGGCUGCGGGGUUUGGAAAACAGGAAGAGGCAUGCAGUCGAUGUGGCAUUACAACUAGAACAAAAUAUGUUAUAUGCCGUAAGAACGCUCCUUUUUGAAGUUCACGAAGAUACUUUGCUGCGUGAUGAGGGAGACUUGGGGAUUGCCAAGGCGCUUGCAGCUGCAGCGGGAGGCGACAACGGAGCAAACGGUGAUAAGGAAACACAGGAUGAUGCAGCUACGCAACCAACCAACACACUGUCUUCGCCUUCAGACGAACUAGAAAUGGCGGAGGUUGUGCUGGGUAAGCUGCGGGCAAAUUUGAAAACUGUUCCGCGGAAUAUGUCUUUGAGUGACAUACUUUCAGCUAACAGGACUGCUGAGGAAUUGGAAGCGCAGGCAGGCUCGCUGCUCUUAAAGUGUUGGCCCUUGACUAUGGACCAUCCCCAUCCAGCAGAAAUUUUCCGCCCAAAUAUACACAACAUGCUGAAGGAUGUGGCUCUGAAAGCUUAUUGGCGUGCCGUCUCAGAAAAAGGGGGCUUGCGAGUAACGGUGCGCACGCUACAGGCAGCAAACGCAGAGCCUUCGGGUUCGUCUGAGGUUGCAUCCAGCCCAAUUCCUCAUCUUAAUGCCGUCUUGGCUGCCAGGCUUAGGGAUAGUGCAGAGGAUAUCUCUCAACAGGCUGAAAAGUACUAUUCUGAAGCCAAGGCAUUGGUGGAGGCGCUGCAUAGUUUGCGCGAGACACAACACAUGGUAAGCCAUGUGCAGAAAGUGACGGCCACCGUCAGCCCCUUGGUGAAGCUGAAAAACAAAUGCUGUAUACUCAUGCUGGGCAAUUGCUUGCUGAAGGUGCUGGAUAUGGACAUCGUAUUCAGCAUGGAGCUCGCUGCCCGUGCUUCUUCAAGUGGCGCAACACUUUCACAUUCCGACCAGAGUUUGUUAAAGAAUCUUCAGGCGAGCUUUGACGCAGCCCAGAAGGCAGCUAAGGAGGCAAACACGAUUGAGGGAGCUGUAGAAGCAGCGGCAAUUAUGCGGGAAAAAGCGGAAUCAAUGGAAGAACUUGUAAUAAAGCAGGGGAAGGCGCUGCUGCACCAUUAG